Molecule: messenger RNA, 527 nt
Organism: Paramecium sonneborni
Lineage: Eukaryota; Ciliophora; Oligohymenophorea; Peniculida; Parameciidae
Source: the annotation of a GenBank genome assembly
AUGAAGGUCAAAAAAUAUAAUUUUUUUGAAGUAAGUAUUUAAUUAAAAUUUAGAAUCAAAUAAGCAAGCAAUAUUAUAAAUUAAAAUAAAUUAUUAAAAAAUUAAAAAUAAUGAAUUAGAGAAAAUAUAAAAAAAUGAGAACCAAAAAUAAACUCAAGCUCAGAGAUGAAGUAUCUACAGAGAUUGAAUAAUUUAGUAAAGAAAAGAUAAUUUUAAAAAGAUUAGCGGAAAAUCACAAAAUUGAAUAUUUAGUUCAAAAUUAAAAAUAAGAAAUAUGGAGAAGAAGUGAUGAUAUAAACAUAGAAUUAAUUAACUAUUAUGAAGAGAACCAAAGAAAAUCUCCAAAAAUUUUAGGUAAAUCCUUAAUUCGAAUUUGUGAUCUUGAAGUGAAGAAUGAUUAAAAAUAUUUGAAAGUUUAACUAGAAGGAGACAAUUAACUUUAACUAUUUCCCUAUUCAUUUAUGAAGCUUCACGUUCCUCAUUAAUUAGUCCAAUUUUUACUUUCGAUUUAUAAUCCAUAUAUGUGA